Molecule: messenger RNA, 1648 nt
Organism: Erinaceus europaeus (western European hedgehog)
Lineage: Eukaryota; Metazoa; Chordata; Mammalia; Eulipotyphla; Erinaceidae
Gene: TRMT10A
Product: tRNA methyltransferase 10A
Exons: 8
Coding region: 480-1502 (340 amino acids)
Biological process (GO): tRNA N1-guanine methylation
Cellular component (GO): nucleus; nucleoplasm; cytosol
Molecular function (GO): tRNA binding
Source: RefSeq, a predicted model, not a curated record
AGGCGUGAGAGUCUCUUUGCAUAACCAUUAUGCUAUCUACCCUCACCCAGCAGAUGCCGUUUCCUUUGGUGUUUGUGUGUGUGUGCAAGCAAGUUUCUGCUCCUUUCAUAGGAGCUGGAGGAAGUGAUUGGGCAGGGGGUGUGGACGUGAUAAAGCUCUCAGGACAGAUCCGAGCAGCUUUCCAGAUAAACCACCGGGCCACAUUCAGUACACGAAAAUGCGCCACUUCACCGGCGGUCUGUCAGCACGCAGCAUUUAGCCGUCUACUUUUUCUCUUGGUCACCGAGAUUCCUGGGGCCCGGCGCCUGCUUGCCAACUUGUCCUGGGGGCCUUGUAUUCUCUGCCUUAGACAGAAAGAUGGAGAGACACUGCUGCGCUGCCCGUGAAGCUUCCCCGUGUGGAACUGUAGCGUUCUGCCAGGUGAACCACUUCCUGGUUCCCUGCGUUUGUAAAUUUUGUAAUUGCUGAGGAACCGAAGAAUGUCAUCUGAAAUGUCGCCGGCACUCACGGAGACUCCCAGUGUUGCAGGAAGGCCAGAUUCGAGUGAGGAUCAAGGGGAGAGCCAGGGGCAGACAGCAAGGGGCCAGCUGAAGCCGGUCUCUAAACGCCAGCUGAAGAAGCUCCUGAAGCAGCAGCAGUGGGAGGAGCAGCGGGAACUCCGCAAGGAGAAGCGGAAAGAGAAGCGCAAGAGGAAGAAGCUUGAGCGAUGGAGCCAGCCGGAUCCCGAGGCAGCCGUGAGGGAGCGGAAGCGGGUCCGCAGGGACGCGGCGCCCAGCAGCUUGCGCCUGGUGGUGGACUGCAGCUUCGACAGCCUGAUGCCCCUCAAGGACAUUAAGAAGCUUCACAAGCAGAUCCAGCGAUGCUACGCAGAGAACCGCCGCGCCUCACGCCCCGUGCAGUUCUACCUGACGAGCCACGGAGGCCAGCUGAAGAGGAACAUGGACGAGAACGACAGAGGCUGGGUCAACUGGAAGGACAUCCAGGUCAAGCCCGAGCACUACAGCGAGCUCAUGAGGAAAGAGGACCUGGUGUAUCUCACGUCGGACUCCCCCAACGUGCUGCAGGAGCUGGAUGAGUCCAAGGCCUACGUGAUUGGGGGCUUGGUGGACCACAACCACCACAAGGGACUCACGUAUAAGCAAGCGUCCGAGCACGGAAUCGAACAUGCACAGCUCCCCCUGGGGAACUUUGUGAAGAUGAAUAGUAGGAAAGUCUUGGCGAUUAACCACGUGUUUGAGAUCAUCCUGGAAUACCUGGAGACGCGGGACUGGCAGGAGGCGUUUUUCACCAUCUUGCCGCAGAGGAAAGGAGCCGUCCCCACAGACAGAGCCGGCGGGAGUUCUCCCAACCACCAGGAAGCUGCCGGGGCCGAGACACUGGACAGUGAGUCCAGUGAGGAGGAGGAGGAGGACGGUGGGAGCGAGAGAGGGCCACCCCGUACAGAGGAGCAGGGGGACGGGGAGCCCGUCGCUGGGCCUGCCGGGGACUCGGCGCCACUGUAGCCGCUGCCUGGCUCUUCCCUGCCCCGCUGGAGGGACACGCUGAAGGGAGGACGUACCUCACACAGCAUUUUAUCUCCGCUGUGUUUCCCUGUGGAUUUUGAACAUGUUUUAUAGAGUUUAAUAAUUUUAAAAAACCUUUUAUGAAA